Molecule: messenger RNA, 456 nt
Organism: Drosophila eugracilis
Lineage: Eukaryota; Metazoa; Arthropoda; Insecta; Diptera; Drosophilidae
Product: calmodulin-2/4
Exons: 1
Coding region: 1-456 (151 amino acids)
Cellular component (GO): cytoplasm
Molecular function (GO): calcium ion binding
Source: RefSeq, a predicted model, not a curated record
AUGGAUCCACCUGAGUACGUCCUGGCCAAGGACGACAUGGAAGAGGUUCAGCGGGCGUUCAACUCCUGUGAUCCCAAAAAGACAGGACGGAUCAGGUCGGAGGACUUGGGAACUGUACUGCGAGCUCUGGGCCACAACCACACGGAGUCUGAGAUCUACAGAUAUGUAGAUACCCUCGAUGGGGAAUAUGUUGGAGAGAUAGCCUUCGAGGGUUUUGUCGAGUUCAUGACGAAAAUGUACAAGUUGUUGGAUCAGGAUGACCACUUGAAGGCAGCCUUUCAGUGCUUCGAUCAAAAUAAAAAUGGAGUGGUAACAUUGCCCGACCUGCGAAACAUUUUCAUCAACCUUGGCGAUAAAAUCACCGACGAAGAGGUCGAAAUUGUAUUUCGCCAGAUUGACAUCGAUGGAGAUGGCAAUAUCAACUUGACGGAUUUCAUCCAUGCCUAUAGGUCCUGA